GUGUCGACGGGAGCUAGCUCCCCCUGCAUUCUGGAACGCGGAGAGGACGAUCAUGGAACAGAGAGCACGAGCAGUGUCUUGUUCUUGGGCAACCUACAGGCAACGGAGUGUUCGGAACAGGAAACGUCCCCGGCCCAUCGAUGCCAACGAAUCUGCCGCAGCAGAGUCACAUCCCAUGUCCGAGUUCUGCGAUGGAAAGAGGAAGGCCGUCACCGAGAUCGGAUUCGGCGGAGUUCUACGCAUGCCGAUGAACGGCAAUGCCAACCUCAGGCACACCGUGUCACUUCUCAGCAGAGUUGAUCUGAAUUCCAGGUCCCUGCCCAUCGGGAAAGAUGUCAGGGUCCAAAUGAGCCCAGAGCACAUAGAGAGGCUGAUAGGCACGCCCUCGAGAGGCCGGCGAGUCUGUGGACUGGACCCGGACACCCCGGAAGAGAGGACGGACUUCGUGAGGCUCGCCAUGGGCUCGCAGCGGUUCUGCAACGACGGGCUGAAGGCCGCCGAGCUCGUCGUCCGGCGGGACUGGGACGGGUCGGUCACCGCCGAGAGGGUGGAUGAGUUCAAAGUGGCGUUCGUCGUCUGGAUCGUCGGGCGUUUUCUUGCUCCGUCCGCGAAGCGUGGUGAUCAUGGGUGCUCGGACUUCUGGGGCUCGCUCUACAACGCGGAUGAGAUCAGAGAAUACAACUGGAGCGCGUAUUUCCUCGCACACAUCAUGGAUGCUGCAGCAAGGGUUCAGUCAGACAUCAGGAACAAGAGGGCCACGACUACAAUGCUGAUCACUGGUUGCCCGCUUCUCCUACAGUUGUACGACUUGUACCUUGGGCCCCUGAGCAAGCCACACUUGGUGUCCCCUAGUGUCAAAUACUACGACAGCGAGACACUCGUCAACAAGAUGAUCGGUGCCGAUAAGCCACCCAAGAUUUCAGCGCAAGGGGAGCCAUCCUUCAAAGCAUGUGGCCCUCGCCGCCGAGAAGAGUCAUGCUCCAUGACUAAGGAUCCAGGGCAACCAAGCUCAUCCCAUGUUUUGAGGCCAGGUCAGGGUGCACCCAAACCCCCUCACGUCCAAGUAACAAAUCAAGUCCCACCGAUCCUCCACCCCUACAAUGCAAACGACUUCUGCGAGUUUUUGAAGGAGAGAUACCCGGACGUGAUCGAUUCUGAAUUGGUAGGCCAUUUGAAGUUCCACAAUGCUAGGUGCAUCCUGCAUGCUAGCAUAUUCAAGAACUCCAUCAUCACUGAGAACAUGAAACUCGCGGCCAAAAUACUAGACACGCAGACGCAGAGACAGCGAAAGCAGCAAGCGCCUGCCCGGUCUCGUGUUUUAGAAGACUACUUCACCGCUAGUGAUUCUGAAACCGAAACAGAGAAGAAACGAGCCAGGACCCAUGAAAACUGCUGGCCAGAUAUUGCUCCAUGCUUCUCUGUCGGCACAUCUCAGUGUGUUCUUGGGACUUCUGAGCUUCAGGUGGCUGGUGGUGCUAUGAGAAAUGGUGCUUGCGUGAAUGCCGGCAUUACGGUGGGAAAGAAAAUGUGUGAAUGGAACAAAGGGGGGAGUUUCUCCAUGCCGAAGAUUUGGCAGUGGUCUGAUCUGAAGGUCAAGUUACCUGCCGGCUUAGAUGAUUGUUCAGAGGAGCUUUCCAUGGAUGAAGAGAGGUGGCACUGUGGAUAAAUCGAGAAUGUGAUGUGAUCAGUGGCAGAUCUUCAGCAAGAAUUAAGCAGGGGCAAAAUGAGUCUUUGAGGGAGUUGAGGGAACUAACUUAGUCUAUUAUGUCAAAUUUAGCUUAUA
Triticum dicoccoides is the source of this 1783-nucleotide messenger RNA. RefSeq lists its product as uncharacterized. The transcript has 4 exons. NCBI's taxonomy places the organism in Eukaryota, Viridiplantae, Streptophyta, Magnoliopsida, Poales, Poaceae. The coding region runs from base 53 to 1666 and encodes 537 amino acids. The record is from RefSeq and is a predicted model, not a curated record.